AUGGGAAUAGGAGGAGGAGGAGGAGGAAGAUGGCCAUCGUCAGAGCCCUUUGUUGCAGUCAAACUUAACUUCAUCUUCUCUUGUAACAGUAAAGCCUUCCCUCAACAGAACUGGGACUACAUGGACUGCUGUGGCGCAUAUAAUAACAGCGGUAGUAGGGUCAGGGGUACUAUCCCUAGCAUGGAGCAUGUCUCAGCUGGGGUGGAUUGCAGAUCUCCUGACCCUGAGCUCGGACCCUCCAGAAAUAAAUCUUACCCAGAAGCUGUUCAAAUGAUUUUGGCCAACAACUCAACAAUAAAAGGAGGAGGGGAUGAACCCCAGACCCCUCGACCAGACACAGAACCAGCUGCUCAUGCAAGAGCAUGUGCCACAUGGUUCGCUGAUCGUCGAGCAAAAGUAAACUUACAGUUGCCUAAAUCCGUUGAUAGGAUUUUACAGUCAUCUAUAAUGAGACCAAAGUAG
Molecule: messenger RNA, 462 nt
Organism: Ilex paraguariensis (yerba mate)
Lineage: Eukaryota; Viridiplantae; Streptophyta; Magnoliopsida; Aquifoliales; Aquifoliaceae
Source: the annotation of a GenBank genome assembly